Messenger RNA from Glycine soja, 600 nucleotides. RefSeq lists its product as uncharacterized. NCBI's taxonomy places the organism in Eukaryota, Viridiplantae, Streptophyta, Magnoliopsida, Fabales, Fabaceae. The transcript has a single exon. The record is from RefSeq and is a predicted model, not a curated record. The coding region runs from base 1 to 600 and encodes 199 amino acids.
AUGUUCUUGAAAGAUCUGCUCACCAAAAAGAGAAAAUACAUACAUAAUGACACGAUUGUUGUGGAAGGAAAUUUUAGCACAGUGAUUCAACGCAUCCUUCCACCCAAGCACAAGGAUCCCGGAAGUGUCAUCAUUCCUUGCUCUAUCGGUGCAGUUUCUGUUGGUAAGGCUCUCAUUGAUUUGGGAGCAAGUAUUAAUUUGGCGUUGCUCUCCAUGUGUAGAAGGAUAGAAGAGCUGGAAAUAAUGCCAAUAAGAAUGACGUUGCAGUUAGCAGACCACUCCAUUACCAGGCCAUAUGGAGUGAUUGAGGAUGUUUUGGUCCGAGUUAAGCACUUCACUUUCCCGACUGAUUUCAUUGUCAUGGACAUUGAAGAGGAUGCUGAGAUCCCCUUGAUUUUGGGACGUUCUUUCAUGUUAACCACAAGCUGUUUGGUGGACAUGGGAAAAUGGAAGUUAGAAAUGGGCAUUGAAGAUCAAAAGAUCAGUUUUGAUCUAUUUGAUGAAGAAAAGCAAUUGUUGGACCAGAAUGUUUGUUUGCAGGUGAAGGAGUUUGGUGAAGAGGUUCUGAAGGUGGGAACCAAAUUUGAUCCAGACCCAUAG